Lathyrus sativus (Indian pea) is the source of this 393-nucleotide messenger RNA. The record is from the annotation of a GenBank genome assembly. Lineage: Eukaryota; Viridiplantae; Streptophyta; Magnoliopsida; Fabales; Fabaceae.
AUGGAGCAUCUCCCUGUGCAUCUUGCUUACGAAGCUUACCUUAGUGGACCUGUUCAAUAUAGAUGGAUGUAUCCAUUUGAACAAUUCAUGGGUGAUUCAAAGCGAUCUGUUAAAAAUAAGACGAGAGUUGAGGGAUCAAUAUGUGCACAUUAUUUACAUCGAGAAACUUCACAUUUUUGCUCUCAUUAUUUCAAUCAUAUGAUGUUGACUCCGAGAAUCAUAAGGAAUGAAGUUCACUUUAGUGAAAGAAGUCAAUUCACCCUAUCGGUUUUUGGCCGUCUCGGUUGUCCUUCUGGAAAGACAAGUGUGCAUUGGUUGUCUGAAAAAGAAAUGCAAUAUGCUAAUGUUCAUGUGUUGAUUAACUGCGUUGAAGUUAAACCAUAUCUUGAGUAA